AUGGAGGCCAACACCAAAGCUCAUCCUAGACGAGCUCGCCGAUCGGUUCGCCAACCACGACCGAACUGGGAGAUGCGAUUCGUCGAUCUAAAGCGCACUCGUGCCAAUUGUGAUGCAUACUUCCAUCAACAGUCAACCUCGAAGGAUCACGUGGAGCAAGGCCUAUCCGAUCCUGAGAACACCUACCCUAAGCAGAUCCAAGGACGAGUGUGCGUCGAGGCGUUGGAGGCAGCCGCUGCCAGCUUCGUCGUAUGGCGCCCGGAGAUCGAAGACGCCAUUUGCGACAUCAAGAUGGAAGUCAACAACAUCGUGAAGCAUUGGGACCACGCUGUGAUCGACACUUUGUCUCAUGACCUGAGUCAUGGUUCCGCCUGUGUUUGCAAUUGCACGCUCACUUGA
Miscanthus lutarioriparius is the source of this 399-nucleotide messenger RNA. Lineage: Eukaryota; Viridiplantae; Streptophyta; Magnoliopsida; Poales; Poaceae. The record is from the annotation of a GenBank genome assembly.